AUGAAGCGACCACUGAGUCCCUCUCCCCUGGCUGAGACGGAGCCCCCCACAUCUGGAGCUGCAGAGAACUCCCCGGAACCCCCAGAGCCCAAGGCUAAGCGGGAGCGGAAGCGGCCUUCGUUCACGCUGUGCGACGUGUGCAAUAUCCAGCUCAACUCAGCGGCGCAGGCUCAGGUGCACUGCGGGGGCCGGGCGCACCAGCGGCGGCUGCGGCAGCUCAGCCUGGGCAAGUCCCCCGCGGGGCCAGCAGGCCCAGCCUCCAAUGCACCCAGUCCCCUGCUGGCCUCCCUGUCCCUGCCCGCUCGGCCUCUGCAGCCCCCGCUGGACUUCAAGCACUUGCUCGCCUUCCACCUCAAUGGCAGCGCCCCACUCAGUCUCUUCCCCAACUUCAGCACGAUGGACCCAGUCCAGAAAGCCGUCAUCAGUCACACAUUUGGGGUCCCAUCCCCCCUGAAGAAGAAGCUCUUCAUCUCUUGCAACAUCUGUCACCUGAGGUUCAACUCUGCGAACCAGGCAGAAGCUCAUUAUAAAGGCCACAAACAUGCCCGCAAACUCAAAGCCGCAGAAGCUGCCAAGAACAAGCAGAAACUGCCAAACCUGGCCCAGGAUGGGGUGCCAGGCUCCCCAACCCCGGUUCCCACUAGCCGAGCCCCUGAAGAGUCGCAGAGCAAAGCUCCUGCCGCGCCCCCUGCUGGUUCCCCACUGCAGCCGCCGCUGACUCCAGAAUCGGCUCCCAGGGAGCCCACCCAGCCAGACCUCCUGGACGCUGCCUCCUCUUCCUCUUCCUCCUCCUGUCCUCCCUGCUCCCCAGAGCCUGGGACGGAGGAGGAUCCUGCAGGAGUCCCCGUGGGGAGCGGGGACAGCACGGGCAAAAAGGGGCGCCUCUAUUGCUCGACGUGUAAGGUGACUGUGAACUCUGCCUCCCAGCUUCAGGCUCACAACACAGGAGCCAGACACCGGUGGAUGGUGGAAGGCCAGCAGGGAGCUCCCCGGAGGAGCCGGGGCCGCCCAGUAUCCCGCGGUGGGGCUGGACACAAGACCAGGAGAACCGCAGGGGGCCGGGGAGGCCGGCAGGGACCCAGCCCCCCCUUUCACUGUGCUCUCUGUCAGCUCCAGGUCAAUUCCGAGACCCAGCUCAAGCAGCACUUGAGCAGCAGAAGGCACAAAGACCGCCUGGCCGGGAAGCCUUCCAAGGCCUGCAGCCAGCACAGCAAACUACAGAAGCAAGCAGCGCUGGCUGUGAGUAUCCUCAAGUCGAAACUGGCCUUGCAGAAGCAGCUGACCAAGACGCUGGCUGCCCGCCUCCUGCCCAGCCCGCUCCCUGCCACUGCAGCCCUCUGUGCUCUGCCCGGGCCCCUGGCCCUGCGACCUGCCCCUGCGGCAGCCACCACACUCUUCCCAACACCCAUCCUGGGCCCAGCUCUGUUCCGUGCGCCUGUGGGAGCUGUCCGCCCAGCUGGACCCAUCCUCUUUGCCCCCUAUUAGCCUCUUGAGGAGGCCGGGGCUGACUUCUCGGUGGGCUCCAGUAUUACACAGGGCCUGGCUGCCUCCAACCCGUUUAAGAAGAGCUGGACUGGACCACAGGGCAGCUUG
Suncus etruscus (white-toothed pygmy shrew) is the source of this 1593-nucleotide messenger RNA. RefSeq names its product zinc finger protein 385C (gene ZNF385C). Bases 1 to 1485 code for a protein of 494 amino acids. Gene Ontology annotation, cellular component: nucleus. Lineage: Eukaryota; Metazoa; Chordata; Mammalia; Eulipotyphla; Soricidae. Gene Ontology annotation, molecular function: zinc ion binding; nucleic acid binding. The record is from RefSeq and is a predicted model, not a curated record. The transcript has 8 exons.